Molecule: messenger RNA, 1470 nt
Organism: Varanus komodoensis (Komodo dragon)
Lineage: Eukaryota; Metazoa; Chordata; Lepidosauria; Squamata; Varanidae
Gene: UBE2I
Product: ubiquitin conjugating enzyme E2 I
Exons: 7
Coding region: 155-568 (137 amino acids)
Biological process (GO): protein sumoylation
Cellular component (GO): nucleus
Molecular function (GO): SUMO conjugating enzyme activity
Source: RefSeq, a predicted model, not a curated record
AGGCUUGAGACAAAAGGGGGGAGGCGUGGGGGGAACAUCCGGGUCAUUUGCCGCCGCCGUCGCCGCCUCAAUCCGGGACACGCGCAACUGCUGAGGAGGCCGCUGCCGCUGCUGCCGCUACACGCUGUUUAUCUUGCAGAAGGACACCCUGAGGAUGUCUGGGAUCGCGCUUAGCAGAUUGGCACAGGAGAGGAAAGCCUGGAGAAAGGACCAUCCUUUUGGCUUUGUAGCAGUACCAACAAAAAAUCCAGAUGGCACAAUGAACCUCAUGAAUUGGGAAUGUGCUAUUCCAGGGAAGAAAGGGACACCGUGGGAAGGUGGCUUAUUUAAAUUACGGAUGCUUUUCAAGGAUGAUUACCCUUCCUCACCCCCAAAAUGCAAGUUUGAGCCACCUUUAUUCCACCCAAAUGUGUAUCCUUCAGGCACAGUGUGUCUGUCCAUCCUAGAAGAGGAUAAGGAUUGGAGGCCUGCAAUCACAAUUAAACAGAUCUUGUUAGGAAUUCAGGAACUCCUAAAUGAACCAAAUAUUCAAGACCCAGCUCAAGCAGAGGCUUACACAAUCUACUGAUGGCUCCAUGAGCUUUCCUCAGAUACCCAGACCCAAAUGUGCUUAGCUUCAGCAAGGUGGCUGCCUUGUGUAUGGUACAACUAUGUCCUGGAGGCAAUGCUAUUCAGCAUCCACUGGUGAUCCAUAUGGAAGACAUCCCACUGUGCCAGUUUUUCAUUUGACACCAGCAGGUUGGUGUGUGCUUGGAUAAGACAAAAGGUGGCAGACCUCGUGCAUGGAUGGUGUUCAGCCUGUUGCACCUCGCCCUAAAGAAUCAGGUUUGUAAUCUCAAACCUUUGAGAUUUGAGAAAAAACUUUGUAAUUUCAAAGUAUGAAGCACCACUGUAUUCUAAACUCACAUGCUAAUUCAAAUAUAACUUUUCCUCUAGUGAACAAAGGAAGACCAGUGUUACUUCCCUCCCUUCCUUGAAAAGUGAGAAUAAUCUUGGUGUUUCUUCAGACUGCUUAGGAAGGUGAGCUAGGGUCAAAAAUGGCUUCCUGCUUGGUAGUUUUACCAUUUCUUAUAUCCUAAAUGUCAGUUCCUCUCUGUGCUAGCAUUAAAUUUCACAAAUACUGUUGUCCAUUGCUACCAUAGUUUCUUAAAAGUACAGAUGAGCAAUUUGUGGCUCUUUGGAGGGCCAAUUCCAAUUGGAUAUGGUGGAGUAGGGCUGCAGGAGUUGAAGGCCAAAACAUCUGUUGAACAAGACAUAACCAGAGAGGAAAAAGGAUGUAUGUCCCAUCUGCACUGACCAGAGCAUUCAUUGCCAGCUACCCACUCACAAGCUCUCUGAGACAUAAAGACAACAUAAUUAAGAAAUGAAAAUAGUAACUUCCAAGAAGCCGAAUAUGGCCCAAUUUCAUGGAGCCCAUAACUUCCAAUUGAGAAAUGAAGACCAACUUCACAGGUGUAGAAACUCAUCCCA